UGCUGUCAAUCAUAUGACCCGCCCCCUGAGUUCCUGACUCGUACUGUCAAUGAGGAGCUGAGGUCAAGAGAAAUAAGCAUGGCCGCUUUGUUUAGAGGGUAUCGGAAUUUUUAUAAAAGAAGCAAUAGACAUGUGGAGCUCACUUUGGUAUCCUGUAGAUCAAUGGCUUCCAAGACCCCAGUGGGUUUUAUUGGACUGGGUAACAUGGGGACACCUAUGGCUAGAAACUUACUGAAGCAUGGAUAUCCUGUCAUUGCUACUGAUGUCUUCCCAGAGUCUUUCAAGGAGCUUCAGGACUCAGGAGCGCAGAUCCUGGAUUGCCCUGCUGAAGUGGCUGAUAAAGCUGACCGAAUCAUCACCAUGCUACCGUCCAGCCCCAACGUCAUUGAGGUUUACACAGGACCCAGUGGCAUACUGAAGAAGGUAAAAAAAGGCACCCUUCUGAUUGACUCCAGCACCAUCAACCCUGCAGUGUCCAAAGAGAUGGCCGUUGCUGCUGAGAAGAUGGGAGCAGUGUUCAUGGAUGCUCCGGUGUCAGGAGGUGUUGGUGCAGCCAGUCUGGCUAAACUCACCUUCAUGGUGGGUGGAGUCGAGGAGGAAUUUAAUGCUGCCCAGGAGCUGCUCACCUGUAUGGGAGCAAAUGUAGUGUACUGUGGCCAAGUGGGAAGUGGACAGGCAGCGAAAAUCUGCAACAACAUGCUGUUAGGAAUUGGCAUGAUUGGUACAGCAGAGACCAUGAACCUUGGAAUUAGACUGGGUUUGGAUCCAAAGCUGCUGGCAAAGAUUCUGAACAUGAGUUCAGGACAAUGUUGGUCUAGUGACAAGUAUAACCCCGUACCAGGUGUCAUGGAAGGAGUGCCCUCAGCAAAUAACUACCAGGGAGGCUUUGGCACAACACUGAUGGCUAAAGAUCUUGGUUUUGCUCAGGAUUCGGCGACCAGUACCCUGACCCCAAUUCCUCUUGGUUCUUUGGCACACCAGAUCUACCGUGCGAUGUGCACUUGUGGCUACGCUAACAAAGACUUUUCCUCCGUCUUCCAGUUUUUACGAGAGGAGGGGGUGUAGUAGGUCCAUUGGAAGUGACCCAGACUCUGUGUGAGAAACGGACAUUAUGGCAAGCUGGUUUAGUAUUGAUAUACAUGUGUGUAUAUUUUCAAAGGGAUGUUACAGGUAUGUUGAAGCUAAUGAGUGUAGCAUUGAGAGUCCGAUGCCUCUCUCAAGUUGUUGCCAGAGUUUUUUUUUAUCUAUGACCAGUUCAAACUGUUACUCGAGCUUGCUUACUUCACACAUUUACCUACAAAUGUUUACAGUCAUUCUUUUCCACUUUGAGCCAGUUCUGAGCCAAUAUUGAUUUCAGGACCUGAUCAGACGCUGCUAGAAAUGUUUAUGGAUCCAUAUGUCAUACCUCAUCUGUUUCAGUUAUGCUUAAACUGAAUUGAAACUGUGAUGAAUUUUACAAAGAAGUAGUAGGUCCCUUGUUUUUCUGGAAUAGUUACAUUAUAAGAAUAGUUCACCUAGAAAUAAAAAAGAAAUGCUGAAAAUGUACUAUUCCUCAGGCCAUCCAAGAUGCAGAAGAGUUUGUUUUUUCAUGGGAACAGAUUUGGAGAAAUUUAGCUUUACAUCGCAUGCUCACCAGUGGAUCCUCUGCAGUGAAUGGGUGCCGUCAGAAUGAGAGUCCAAACAGCUGAUAAAAACAUCACAGUAAUCCACAAGUAAUUCACACAACUUCAGUCCAUCAAUUAAUAUCUUGUGAAUUAAAAAGCUGUGUGUUGGAAACAAAUCCAUCCAGUUUGAAACAUACAAAUCCAUCAAUCCAUUAAGAAGUUGUUGCUCCUAGCUAAAAAUAAAAGAGUCCUCUGUCCAUAAUUUUGCUUUCUCCAUUGGAAAAAGUAAUUUUUAUCUGAAUCAGGAGAGAAAUAUGCACAGAUCAAGCACUGUUUACAAUCAAAAACAGUUCUAAACAAAUAUGCCGAGAGGACAGCACAGGACGUUUUCACUGGAGGAAGCAUUAUUAUGGAUUAUGGACUUGUAUUUUGGCCAGAAGCAUCCAUUGAAAGUUAAAACUCCUUAAUGAUGGAUUUGUUUAUUUAAACAAUGUACAACUUUUCAGUUCACAAGUCAAUAACUGAUUAGCUGGAGUCGUGUGGUGUUUUUAUUAGCUGUUUGGACUGACGACACCCGUUCACUGCAGUAGAUCCAUUGGUGAGCAAGUGAUGUAAUGCUAAAUU
Molecule: messenger RNA, 2228 nt
Organism: Onychostoma macrolepis
Lineage: Eukaryota; Metazoa; Chordata; Actinopteri; Cypriniformes; Cyprinidae
Gene: hibadha
Product: 3-hydroxyisobutyrate dehydrogenase a
Exons: 8
Coding region: 79-1065 (328 amino acids)
Biological process (GO): L-valine catabolic process
Cellular component (GO): mitochondrion
Molecular function (GO): NADP binding; NAD binding; 3-hydroxyisobutyrate dehydrogenase activity
Source: RefSeq, a predicted model, not a curated record